AUGAUGCCUUUGCUCAAGGGCACGAAAGUCGAGUAUGGCCAGCUCCUUCGACUGCUAAUGCUUGCACAGAACGAGGCCUUGAAUGAGCGAUCAACCAAGUCAGCGCCGCCAGCACCUGCUUUUACGGCACAGUAG
Messenger RNA from Peronospora matthiolae, 135 nucleotides. Lineage: Eukaryota; Oomycota; Peronosporomycetes; Peronosporales; Peronosporaceae. The record is from the annotation of a GenBank genome assembly.